AUGAUGCAGCAGCAGAUCCAGCAGGAGCUGGAGCAGCAGCAGCAGCAACUAGCAGCAGGGGAGGCGCCAGACCUUGUACAAAAGAUCAUGGCCUAUGAGUACGUGGUGACACUGCCAGAUGGAGCCAAGCUCGUCGUUUCGGCGCUGCGGCCGCAGUGGCUGGGUCCAUGUGCGGACCUGCUGACGAGCAGCUUCAUAGCAGCUGCCAACAUAGGCCCGUACGGCCGCUUCGUGCGCCGGAGGAUCGCGGCGUAUCUAGAGGAGCACGUGCAGCUGCCGCCAAAGGCGGUGGUAAUAACAGCCGUCCUCCAACCGCAGCCUGAAGGUACCAACCACCAGGGCACGCCUGCCGGUAGCGGCAGCAGCAGCAGCAGCAGCAGCAGCAGCAGCAGCAGCAGCAGCAGCAGCAGCAGCAGCAGCAGCAGCAGCAGCGCCCCGGCUGGCGGCGGGGCGGGGGCGGGGGCAGGCGCAGCAGCGGGCGGCGGCGGCGGCGCGACGGGGCGGGCGGCGCGCGCGGUGCUCAUCGGCACUGCCGAGGUGUCCUUCGACCCGUCCACGCGAUCGUCUUAUUUGACCCUCAACCCGCCCGUCAAAUGCGGCUACAUCUGCAACACAGCGGUGGUGCCCGAGUGGCGGCGGCGCGGCGUGGCGACGCACCUGAUGCGGGCGCUGGAGGACAUUGCUGAGCUCGCAGUGAGGGGCGCAAGCGCCUGCUGA
Monoraphidium neglectum is the source of this 717-nucleotide messenger RNA. RefSeq lists its product as hypothetical. The transcript has 4 exons. Gene Ontology annotation, molecular function: acyltransferase activity, transferring groups other than amino-acyl groups. The record is from RefSeq and is a predicted model, not a curated record. NCBI's taxonomy places the organism in Eukaryota, Viridiplantae, Chlorophyta, Chlorophyceae, Sphaeropleales, Selenastraceae. Bases 1 to 717 code for a protein of 238 amino acids.